Brassicogethes aeneus is the source of this 1085-nucleotide messenger RNA. The record is from the annotation of a GenBank genome assembly. NCBI's taxonomy places the organism in Eukaryota, Metazoa, Arthropoda, Insecta, Coleoptera, Nitidulidae.
UAAAUUUACAGUUUGUUAUCAAAAAUGUCUAGUAUUUCACCUAAUAAAGGUAUGGAGAAGUUCACCAUAGAGAUUACUGUGGAUAAGUCUACAAACGAAAAAAAUUGCACUGUUACAGAUAAGGGUGAUGUGAAGUCGUACAUUAUGGACCCAAUACAUGAGGAAUAUCAGUAUAUAAACCACAUUAAACAGAUUAUUGAGAAGGGUAUCAAAAGGGAGGAUAGAACAGGUGUGGGCACUUACAGUGUUUUUGGGGCUCAAAUGAGGUACUCGUUAAGAAACAAUGUUUUCCCUCUGUUGACAACAAAAAGGGUAUUUUGGAAGGGAGUAGUGGAGGAAUUGUUGUGGUUCAUACGAGGCUGCACAAACGCUCAAGAGUUGUCUGCUAAAGGUGUGCACAUUUGGGACCCAAACAGCACUAGGGAGUAUUUGGACAACAUAGGCCUCACGCACAGGGAAGAAGGGGACUUGGGGCCCAUCUACGGCUUUCAGUGGCGCCAUUUCGGGGCCGAAUACAAAGGAAUGCACGAAAACUACAAAAACAAAGGCCUCGAUCAGUUAGCUCAUGUUAUAAACACCAUAAAAAAUCGGCCGAAUGAUAGAAGGAUUAUUAUGUGCGCCUGGAACCCCCUCGAUAUUCCUGAAAUGGCUCUACCCCCAUGUCAUUGCCUCGUGCAGUUUUUUGUCGCCAAUAAUGAACUUUCCUGCAUGCUGUAUCAAAGAUCUGCCGAUAUGGGGUUGGGGGUGCCAUUUAAUAUUGCCAGUUAUGCUUUGUUAACUUACAUGAUUGCCCACAUCACAAAUCUUAAGCCUGGGGAGUUUAUACAUACUCUUGGUGAUAGCCAUGUAUACUUAAACCACAUUGAACCUCUCAAAGAACAAAUUCAAAGGGUUCCCAGGGAGUUUCCGACGUUGCAUAUAAACAGGAAAAUCGACAACAUCGAAGAUUUUACGUUGGAAGAUUUUGUUUUGGAAAACUAUAGACCACACCCCAAAAUUACCAUGCCCAUGGCAGUUUAGUUUAAUCUAAGUUUUAUUUUUGUGAUUAUGUUUUUUCUUUGUAUGUACUUAUAUUUUAUUUAAUA